Molecule: messenger RNA, 1535 nt
Organism: Impatiens glandulifera
Lineage: Eukaryota; Viridiplantae; Streptophyta; Magnoliopsida; Ericales; Balsaminaceae
Product: tRNA dimethylallyltransferase 2
Exons: 11
Coding region: 45-1457 (470 amino acids)
Biological process (GO): tRNA modification
Cellular component (GO): mitochondrion
Molecular function (GO): tRNA dimethylallyltransferase activity
Source: RefSeq, a predicted model, not a curated record
GUUGUUGUUGCUGCUUCCGCCGCCGCGAGUUCAAUUUGAGAGAGAUGGAAGAAACCGACGCGAGAAGGGUGAAGCCAAAAGUUGUGGUGAUAAUGGGGGCAACAGGCGCCGGCAAGUCUCGCCUUGCAGUUGACCUUGCUUCCCACUUUCCUAUCGAGAUUAUCAAUGCCGAUUCUAUGCAGGUUUACCAAGGUCUUGAUGUUCUAACCAACAAAGUCUCCCUUCAAGAUCAGCAAGGUGUGCCUCAUCAUUUAUUGGGGACUAUUAACCCCAAAGAUGAAUUCACUUCUAAGAAUUUCAGGGAUUCAGCUAGUGCUCUUAUUGAUGACAUAUUGGCCCGUAAUCGAACACCAGUCAUUGUUGGUGGCACAAACUACUACAUUCAGGCUCUUGUGAGUCCAUUCCUUCUGGACGAUUCUAUUGAUGAGACAGAUGAAUACUGUUCAAUUUCCAUGAGUCACCUGCAUGAUAGCAAACAACCUGAGGUUGAAGAUCAGCUUGAGCAAGAGAGUUUGGGUUAUGAACGUCUGAGAUGCCUGGAUCCAGUUGCAGCAAAUAGAAUUCACCCAAAUGACGAAAGAAAGAUUAAUCAAUAUCUUAGCUUGUACACUCGAUCUGGUGUUCUUCCUAGUGUUCUUCUCAAAGGGAAGACAAUGGAGGGAUGGGGGCGGCUCGAUAAUUCAAAAUAUAAUUGUUGUUUCAUAUGCGUCGAUGCUUCCCUACCUGUUUUGGAUAAAUAUGUGGAGCAAAGAGUAGAUCAUAUGGUUGAUGACGGCCUGCUCCGAGAAGUCUAUGAUAUUAACUACUUAAACGUGGAUUACUCACGAGGUUUACAACAAGCCAUUGGUGUCCGGGAGUUUGAGGAUUUCAUUCGUGCGUACAUUUGUAUAGUUGACACCAACAGAAUAACAGAAGAACCAACAUAUGGUCCCUACUCCGAGCUGCCAAUGAAAGAGAGUGAUCCAAUGUCAAAAGAAUUUUUUGUGAAGAUAAUGGAUUUCCCAAAUGAAAACCAGUUAAAAGCUCUAUUGGUAGAUGCUAUUGAGAGAGUUAAAACAAACACUCGAAGACUUGUUCGUCGUCAAAAAAGGAGGAUCAAGAAGCUGCAGACGAUGUUUGGUUGGAAUGUUCACUUUGUCGAUGCAACUGAAACUCUACAAUAUCAUUCCAACGAUUCAUGGGAUGCGCAAGUGGUGGAGCCCUCCGUCAAGAUCAUAAAAUCUUUUCUUGAUAGCUUAAUGCCUUGUUAUGAAGUUAGACCGAUUGAGGAUAGAGUAAAGUUAAACGAAAGGGAUUUGUGGAGUCAAUACGUGUGCAAGGCUUGCGGAGAUCGGGUGCUUCGAGGGGCUAACGAGUGGGAACAACAUAAACAGGGUCGAGGCCACCGCAAAAGAGUCUCCCGGUUUAAGAAAUUGGCAGUUUUACAGUCCGAGUGUGUUGUGGACUGCAACGCAUAAUACCAAUCUUCUUUAUAUCACUCAUUUCAUAGAGGCUUGAAGAAAUACAUAUUCAAGGAAACCAAAAAGAAUGACAAG